This is a messenger RNA of Drosophila eugracilis, 758 nucleotides long. RefSeq lists its product as uncharacterized. The coding region runs from base 42 to 638 and encodes 198 amino acids. The record is from RefSeq and is a predicted model, not a curated record. The transcript has 3 exons. NCBI's taxonomy places the organism in Eukaryota, Metazoa, Arthropoda, Insecta, Diptera, Drosophilidae.
CGAGAGUGGCAGAGAAGUCAGUUUACUGCAAUCGUUCCAUAAUGUUGAUAUACACCCUGGUGCUGGUGCACAUCCUUCUUGCCAUUUUCCAUGGCGCCCUAGCCGAGAAAAUGAUGCGGCCCAAGUUCAAGGACAUCAAGAUGUGGAGCGACGAGAAGUUCGUCAGCCACAAGGUGGUCUACGACAGCAGCGACCCGCAUCUAAACUUCUCCAUGGAGGUGCACCAGGAGCUGCACGACGUGGACAUUCACCUGGAGGUGCGCAUCACCAACAAGCUGGACCCGCUCUACACCACCACUCUGAAUACCACCCUGAACGUGUGCCGCAUCCUGGGCUUCGCCAACAAAUCGCCAGUGGGUCGCUUCGUCCACGGAUUCAUCCGCGAGUUCGGAAACAUCGUCGAAACCUGCCCCAUCGCUAAGGGCUCCUACUUCAUCAACAAGUUCUGGUGGCCCGAGGACCCAACCACCGCCAUGCUGCCCGAGCUGGAGUUCGAAAUCAUCUGGCAGGCCAUGCACCUGGACGCCAGCAAGAAGCGCACGCUGAUCAUGAACGACCACUUCGGAGGAGAGUUCGUCGUCCAGGACGUGAACAACGUCAGGCCCGGCAUCUUCGCAAUGCUACCCAAGAUCGCCUAAAGAACCGCUGGGCUCGUUUCUGCCCCGGGAUGAGCCACCCAGUUCCGUCGCGUGUCCCAAUGGUAUUUACUUAAUGUUAUUCAGUGUCACUUUGUGUUACCCAGAAAGCAAGCAAAUAAA